AUGUCGUUUAAGAAGGAUCUAGUGCUGCUACUAAAACCCUAUUACUGGGUUAACAUUCUGAUGAGCAUUUCGUACAUCGCCGCAAAACGAGCACCGUUCAUUUGCAACUAUUUAUGGACUUAUCUGUUUCAACAAGAGGACCAAUGCGAACUCGAUGGGCGCGAAACGGAGAUCCUGUUCUUCCUACUGAUCGUGGUCAUGAUCCGGACGAGAAAAACGGGCAGCGUGACGAUGAUUAACUAUCUUACGUCCAGCUUCAUGUACACCAAGAUAGCGAACUUGGGCCUGUGGUUCUACAACGAUAUCCGGCUGGGCAUGAUCUACUUCGUGUUUUUCAUUCUGGUGGCUCUUCUCCUGCCAGAGCCAACCUACACCGGGCCGGAGAAUGUGUUGUACUUCCGCACCGAGAACGGAUUGGAGGAGGAGCUGGAGAAAGACAAGCGCGUAACCUGGCUGGUAACGUUUUACACGGUAUGGAAUCCGGCGUGUGUGAAUUUUGCUCCCAUCUUUUCGGAACUGUCGAACGAGUACGCGCUUUCGAACCUGAAAUUUGGGAAGCUGGACAUCGGACGAUUCCCGAAGAUUGGGGAAAAAUACCACGUUUCGGACAGUUCCUUCAGUCGUCAGCUACCCACCGUGAUCCUGUUUCGCCAAGGCAAGGAGGUGGCUCGCCGGCCCUAUGCAGAUAGUAAAGGCAAGCUGGUGAAGUUCUUCUUCUCUGCCGACAACGUUAAAGCUGCAUUUGAUUUAAACAAUCUGUACAAGGAAUGUAAAGAUAAUCCGAUCAAGGCAAUCAAAUCGGUAGCAGAAAAGAAGAAGGACUAGUACGGGUCAAAGCAGAAGACGGUCACAUUCAUACUGCAAGAUACAUUUGGUGGCAUUUUAGUAAAGAGUGUCGUGGUCUGAUAGGGAUUAUCUUAUCGGCAUGGUCAUCGUUUGAACGCAGACAGCUAAUUAAACUCAAAGUGAACACAAGCACGUGUUGAUCGCUACUGUAGGAAUUAUUUAUCCGUCUAUUAGGUUAAAUUUGUGCAAAGCAACUAUGCUAAAAACAAGACAUGGCAGGUGGAGAAGCUGUCUUCAAUCUUUAAUUUAUACCAAGCGCACAUCCACGAAUACACGAUUUUAAUUUGUUUAAGUGUUGUAGUUUUCAUAAGCAUACUUGUACCACGCGAAUAGUCAAAUAAAACCAAAAGUUGUAGUUACAA
Molecule: messenger RNA, 1208 nt
Organism: Anopheles gambiae (African malaria mosquito)
Lineage: Eukaryota; Metazoa; Arthropoda; Insecta; Diptera; Culicidae
Product: thioredoxin-related transmembrane protein 2 homolog
Exons: 1
Coding region: 1-825 (274 amino acids)
Cellular component (GO): membrane-bounded organelle
Molecular function (GO): disulfide oxidoreductase activity
Source: RefSeq, a predicted model, not a curated record